GCGUGGGACAGAGGAACAGGGAGAGUUUCGGGACAGAAGAUUUGAUCUCAAGAAACCCUAACUUUCCUAAGUCGCGUCGCGAGCCAUUGUCGCCGCAACUGCUGUGCUUCGUUCUUCUUCAGCAACCAUCGUCUCCUUCACGUACGCGUCUGUCUCCUCCUCCCUGUGCGUCCGGUGUGCGUCGACCGGCACUGUGACUGACUUCAAUUAAAGGCUGUUGGCCACGUCUGUGGUUCGCGAGCUGCUGUUGCAGAGUUGCAGUGUCGUUGGUGAAGCUGAAGCUGCGUGGUGGUGUUCUUGUUCUUCUUUAAUUUCACAAAAAUGAGUAGAGAAGCUAGUGUUGGUGGGUCUGGUGAAGCAAGCUCCAAUAGUGGUGCAGCCAUUCCAAGCGUAGCUUCCACAACUAGUGGAACUUCAGAUUCCAAAAGAUUGGCAGUGAAUGCUCCUGGAAAUAGAUCUGAUCCAGGUUGGAAACAUGGAAUUGCAGUUGAUGAAAAUCCAAAGAAAGUGCAAUGCAAAUACUGUCAAAAGGUGAUAAAUGGAGGGAUUUAUAGACUCAAGCAUCAUUUGGCAGGAACACAAAAGGAUGUUGGAGCAUGCAAGGCUGUUAGUGAUGAUGUAAGGAAGGAAAUGUGGAAAAUUGUAUCCUCAUUGCAAGAAAAUUUAAUAAAGAGGGCAAAGGAGAUUGAAGGAAGAUCAAGUGAUGAAGUUGAAGAAGGUGGAGAUGCCAUGGAGGAUGCUGGAGAUGAAGAACACAUGGAGGAUGAUUAUGAAUUCAUGAAUUUAUGAAGUUUAGAACUUGACUAUUAUUUUUCAUGUUGUAGACUUAUAUGUUAUCUAAAAUUUGUGACUUAUGACUUAUUUUAUGUGUGGAUUGUAGAAGACCUUAUAAAUGUUUAGUUUAAUCAAAUGUUUAAUGUGUUUUUGAGGUUAUUAAUCUUAUGUAUGUUAUUUUCUAUGAGUAUAUAUAUGUUUAUAUAUAAUUUUACAUUUUGGUAGAAACUUACGAUUCGUGUUACGAUACUACGAGUUUACGAUUCUACAACUCCCUUCCGUUUCAACGUAGAAUCUCGAUUUUGACA
Zingiber officinale is the source of this 1082-nucleotide messenger RNA. RefSeq lists its product as uncharacterized. The coding region runs from base 322 to 789 and encodes 155 amino acids. The record is from RefSeq and is a predicted model, not a curated record. Lineage: Eukaryota; Viridiplantae; Streptophyta; Magnoliopsida; Zingiberales; Zingiberaceae. Gene Ontology annotation, molecular function: DNA binding. The transcript has 2 exons.